Brassica oleracea var. oleracea is the source of this 1621-nucleotide messenger RNA. RefSeq names its product UPF0496 protein At4g34320. Bases 176 to 1327 code for a protein of 383 amino acids. NCBI's taxonomy places the organism in Eukaryota, Viridiplantae, Streptophyta, Magnoliopsida, Brassicales, Brassicaceae. The transcript has a single exon. The record is from RefSeq and is a predicted model, not a curated record.
ACCAAAUAUAACCCAGGAAAUAAUACUCAAUAAAUCAAUAUAAAAUCCCUUCUCUUUCUCAUUAGGGUUCUUUAUUUCCCCCUCCAUCAUCAUCAUCACUCUCUCUUCGCUCCAAACCCAUAAAAAAAAGAUUCGAUUUUUAUGAGAAUUUUUCGAUAAUCAAUUCAUCUUGAGGAUGCCAGCAACGGAGUACCAAAGAUCAUUCGGGAGGACGCUACUCAACCUACGCCGCGACUCGGUCCACUCGGUCGCAGAAUCCUCCACCACCGAGUCGACUCAGAUGGAGGCCGAGCUUGAAUCGUUCCAGAGAAGAGUCGCCGAGAGGUUCGUCGACCUCAACGCCUCAACCUCCGAGGACCUCCUCUCCCUCGAAUGGGUCGGGAAGCUCCUCGAAUCGUUCCUGUUAUGUCAAGAGGAGUUUCGCGUCAUCAUCGUCUCCAACCACCGCGAGCUCGUAGCCAAGCCUCCGAUGGAUCGGAUGGUAUCGGAGUAUUUCGACAGGAGCGUCAAGGCCCUCGACGUCUGCAACGCGAUCCGCGACGGCGUGGAGCGGAUCCGCCAGUGGCAGAAGCUGAUCGAGAUCGUCGUCUGCGCUUUCGACAGGACGAGACCUCUCGGAGAAGGGACCUUCCGCCGCGCGAAGAAGACGCUGAUUGAUUUGGCGAUCGGGAUGCUGGACGACAAGGACGCUUCUUCCUCGAGCUCCGUGACUCAACAGCAUCGUAACCGUUCGUUUGGUCGGAACAAGGAGAAAACAAUCGGACAUUUCAGGUCGCUGUCGUGGUCGGUGUCGAGGUCUUGGUCGGCUUCGAAGCAGUUGCAAGCUUUGGGGAACGGUUUGGCUCCGCCUCGAGCGGGGGACGUGACGGCGACGAGCGGUUUGGCGGUUCCUGUCUACACGAUGGCGUCGGUGUUGUUGUUUGUGAUGUGGGCCCUUGUCGCGGCGAUCCCUUGUCAGGACAGAGGGCUUCAGGUGCAUUUCAACGUGCCUAGGAGUUUUCAGUGGGGAGGGUCGUUGAUGUCGUUGCACGAUAGGAUCAUCGAGGAGUCGAGGAAGAGGGAGAGGAGGAACAGCUGUGGGUUGUUGAAGGAGAUUAAUCAGAUCGAGAGGAGUUCGAGAUUGAUGGGGGAGUUGGUUGAUUCUGUUCAGUUUCCGUUGUCGGAGGAGAAGGAGGUUGGAGUGAGGGAGAGGGUUGAGGAGUUGGGGAAGGUUCAUGAAGCUUUGAAGAAUGGUUUGGAUCCGUUUGAGAGGAAAGUGAGGGAAGUGUUUCAUAGGAUUGUGAGGAGCAGAACAGAGGGUCUUGAGUCUGUUGGAACAGCACCCUAGAUGAUGAUGAUCAAUGAUCUUUUUGAUCCGUAAAAAUGUGAACUUUGUUUAUCAAAUGCUGGUUACGUUUGUAUCAAUGCCAAGAAAAAGCUUGGGUCAUAGAAGAUUGAUAAAGAAAACCUUUUUUCGAUCUUGGUCGUCUGUAAUGUAUAUCUCAUUUGCCAAGAACGGCACCAAAGGUUGUAUUGUUAGUUUCUUUUUGAAGAUUUGGUUUCAAAUUAUGUAACUUUUGAGUAUAAAGACUAGCAUGAUUAAUUAAAACAAGAGAAAUUUGUUCUUGAUUAUUGAAAAACA